Messenger RNA from Urocitellus parryii (Arctic ground squirrel), 2355 nucleotides. RefSeq names its product ring finger protein 168 (gene Rnf168). Gene Ontology annotation, cellular component: nucleus; site of double-strand break. Gene Ontology annotation, biological process: double-strand break repair; protein ubiquitination. The record is from RefSeq and is a predicted model, not a curated record. Gene Ontology annotation, molecular function: nucleosome binding; ubiquitin-protein transferase activity; metal ion binding. NCBI's taxonomy places the organism in Eukaryota, Metazoa, Chordata, Mammalia, Rodentia, Sciuridae.
CCCUAGGUCGGUUGUCGGAAUAGAAAGGGCGUUUUGGCGGGCAGUUGUGAYGUCACUAGCUCUUGUCUGGUUGCUCCGGAGCUCUGCAGCGAAUAGGGUUUGUGGCUGACAGAAGAGCUGUGAGGGGCGUGUCAGCCCGUGGGCAAUAGGACACAGCGCUGGGCCGCCUAAAGCUGGAUMGCGGUGGCUCGCGGGCAGCACCCGCAGCAACGGUAAAACGGAAGUCCUGCGAUCGGAGCCCGGUGUCCGGGCGGAAGCGGCAUUCUCUCAGCGGUGGCCCGGAGUCAGCCCCGGAGCCAGCCGCGGAGCCACCGGCAGCCUCCUGACCUGGUGUUGAUGUUGAGUAGGCCUCAUUAGCAUAUUAAAAUGGCUCUACCCAAGGACGCCAUCCCUUCCUUGUCGGAAUGCCAGUGCCAGAUCUGUGUGGAAAUCCUAAUCGAGCCCGUAACCCUUCCAUGUAACCACACGCUCUGUAAUCCGUGCUUCCAGUCGACUGUCGAAAAGGCAAAUUUGUGCUGUCCCUUCUGUCGCCGCCGGGUCUCUUCGUGGACUCGGUAUCAUACCCGUAAAAAUUCUCUCAUCAAUAUGGAACUAUGGGAAACGAUUCAAAAACACUAUCCAAAGGAGUGCAAGCUUAGACUCUCUGGGCAAGGAUCGGAGGAAAUUGUUGAUGACUACCAGCCCAUUCGUCUGUUAAGUGAACCUGGGGAAUUAAGAAGAGAAUAUGAAGAAGAGAUAAGCAAGGUGGAGGCAGAGCGACGAGCCAGUGAGGAAGAAGAAAACAAAGCCAGUGAAGAAUAUAUACAGAGAUUAUUGGCAGAGGAGGAAGAAGAGGAAAAAAAGCAGGCAGAGAARCGGCGAAGUGAAGUGGAAGAACAACUAAAAAAUGAUGAAGAACUGGCAAGAAAGCUAAGCAUUAACAUUAAUAAUUUCUGCGAGGGGAGUACCUUGGCUUCUCCUUUGAAUUCCAGAAAAUCUGAUCCAGUCACAACCAAGUCACAAAAGAAAAAUAAGAACAAACAAAGAAACAUUGGAAAUAUUCAGAAGUAUUUGUCACCUAAAUCUCUAUUUGGAUCAGCAACACAGUCUGAAGUUGUACAAGAAGUCAGGAGAAACUCCACAUCUAAGGAAAUUGACAGAAGUCAUAUGAAGAGCCCUACAGGGCAAGAUACAGAAAUUGAAGAAGAUAUGCCAACACUUUCUCCUCAAAUGUGCCUGGAAGUUCAAGAACAAGGUACAAAGUCUUCAGUAGAGUCACCUAUGCCAUGGUUAUGUGUCUAUGAUGCAGAACAGUGCCUUGAAGGAAAAGCCAAAAGAUCAAACAAUCAUGAUCAAGAGUUAUAUGUCUUAAAGUAUGAAGGACCUAAAACCAAAGUUCCCUACUCUAAAGAAGCUACAGUUAAGCCUUGUGACAAGACAGAGAAUGGGCGUACUUCAUCAAAUAUGAUAAAAAUAAUUGGAGACAACCCAGUUGAGACAGAGUCUAGCCAACCAGACAGUAAAGGUGUUUCAAAAAGAAAAAGCCAGGAAUCUUCAGUUGAAGCAGUCAGAGAUUCAUGCUUUUCUUUAAAAAGGAAGAAAAAGUUCUCAGAAUCUUCUUCAGAUCAAGAGGAAACAGAAAUGAAUUUUACCCAAAAACUGAUAGAUUUGGAGCAUUUACUUUUUGAGAGACACAAACAAGAAGAACAAGACCGGCUAUUAGCGUUACAACUGCAGAAAGAGGUGGAUAAAGAACUAAUGAAGCCAAACCGGCAAAAAGGAUCCCCAGAUGGGUACCAGUUACGUACUACAUCCUCACCUCCACAUAACUUACUAAAUGGGCAGAAGAAUUACAAAGACAGAAACUUCAAAAAGCAGACUGAUGUAGAGCAUCCAAAACCUCGAAGAGGCUCAAGAGAUGAAAACUGGCAACCUUCUUUUAAAAUCCAGUUGAAUAGUUCGGCGAACGGAAAAAAGAUGUCAAAUUCUACUAAAGAAAAUUGUAAUGUAUCUAAAAGUGCUCAUUCUCUACAGCCUAGUAAUUCACAGAAAAGUAUUUUUCAGAUGUUUCAGAGAUACACCAAAUAAUGUGGGUGAAAGGAAUGUCUUCUAGUAAAGCUGGAUUGUGAAGCUCUCUUCUGUCAUAGAAUCUUUAUAAAUUUCACAUUAAUCUCUUGUCUAAGCAUACUUAUUAUCUUUAAAGACUAUGUGAUUAAAAGAAAGCAUAUACAAAUGUGUUUUCUAUAAAACUCAGUGAUAAGAAAGGAUCCCUAUUCAUUGUUAAUAACUAACAUGUACUAAGUUUAACGGUCCUUUUAUAUAUACAGAUGUGUUCACCAAGCCAAGAAGUCUUGAAGUGCCAUUCUUAAAAAAAAA